This is a messenger RNA of Staurois parvus, 278 nucleotides long. The record is from the annotation of a GenBank genome assembly. Lineage: Eukaryota; Metazoa; Chordata; Amphibia; Anura; Ranidae.
GAUUGGAGCACCUGAAUCACAUGAUAUGGAGGGGAUUGGAACACCUGAAUCACAUGAUAUGGAGGGGACUGGAACACCUGAAUCACAUGAUAUGGAGGGGACUGGAACACCUGAAUCACAUGAUUGGGAGGGGAUUGGAACACCUGAAUCACAUGAUUAGGAGGGGAUUGGAACACCUGAAUCACAUGACAUGGAGGGGAUUGGAACACCUGAAUCACAUGAUAUGGAGGGGAUUGGAACACCUGAAUCACAUGAUAUGGAGGGGAUUGGAACACCUG